GUGCUUCAAUAGGACUUUCAAAUUUUGAAUAUUCCUAUUUAUUAAAUUCAUUUCUAAUAUCUGUAUUUAGCUUUCCACCAAGACAAAAAAUCACUGUAGCGUGAUUAGCACUUAGCUCACAACGAGAGAACAGGCAAAAGGAAAGAAUGAGAGAUUCUAUCGAUUCAUAAAGGAAAAUUGUACCUCUCCAAUUCUCUGCUUCCGUCAUCGUAGAUCCAUGAGAUCUUCAGCGGGAAAGCUUCUCUCCCAUUCUCUACGGAGAAACCGCGGGAAACUUGGUGAUGGAUUUUGGAUUCCGGCUACGAGGUCUCAGAAGAUGUGGAAUUCGACGGUACCGUCAGAUGAAAAUCCUGAUCAAAAUUCGAUCGAUGCAGGAUCUUCAAUGCGGAAACCAAUUAGCUUAUGGCCUGGAAUGUAUCAUUCUCCGGUGACUAAUGCGCUUUGGGAAGCUCGUCGUAAUAUGUUCGAAAUUCCUACCGGAGACGACGCUUCUCAGUCAAAAUUGACGGCUAAAUCUCCGUCUCGAAGCCGAACGUCAAUUCUCUAUAAGUUUUCUUCUGAUUUUGUUCUUCGAGAACAAUAUAGGAAUCCUUGGAAUGAGAUUCGUACUGGUAAAUUGGUUGAAGAUCUUGACGCUCUUGCUGGAACCAUCUCCUUCAAGCAUUGUGGUGGUGACAGCAGUGCGAGAUCGAUGAUUUUGGUGACUGCUUCAGUGGAUAGGAUUAUCAUGAAAAGACCUAUUCGUGUAGAUACUGACCUUAGUAUAGUUGGUGCUGUUACAUGGGUUGGUAGAUCAUCCAUGGAGAUGCAAUUACAAGUACUCCAAAUUCAAGAUACCAACAACUCCUCUGAGUCGGUUGCCCUUGAAGCAAACUUUACAUUCGUGGCUCGGGAUGCUCAGACAGGCAAGUCAGCUCCAAUUAACCAAGUCGUGCCAGAAACUGAGCAUGAAAAAUUUCUGUGGAAAGAGGCAGAAGAGAGGAACAAACUACGAAAACAAAAGAGAGCACAGGGUAAAGAAGAGCAUGAGAAGUUGAAGGACUUAGAGAGGCUAAAUGAGUUAUUAGCAGAAGGACGAGUAUUCCUGGACAUGCCAGCUCUUGCAGAUCGGAACAGCAUCCUAAUUAAGGAUACUUCCCAUGAAAACUCAUUGAUCUGCCAGCCACAGCAACGAAAUAUUCAUGGCAGAAUUUUUGGAGGCUUCUUGAUGCGCAAAGCUUUUGAGUUGGCUUUCUCCAAUGCUUACACCUUCGCUGGGGUUUCACCACGUUUUCUCGAAGUUGAUCGCGUCGAUUUUAUCAAACCAGUGGAUGUUGGAAAUUUCCUUCGUUUCAAGUCACGCGUAUUGUACACAGAAGCAACCAGUUCAGCUGAACCGCUGAUAAACAUCGAGGUUGUAGCUCAUGUUACAAGUCCAGAGCUCAGAUCCAGCGAAGUCUCCAACAGGUUUUACUUCACCUUCAGUGUGAGACCUGAGGCCAUGAAAGAUGGAUUGAAAAUAAGAAAUGUGGUUCCAGCAACAGAAGAAGAAGCUAGAAGAGUGAUCGAGCGCAUGGACGCAGAGAGACCCAUCUCAUUGCCUUGAUUGCCGCAUUUGAACAGUUGAUUUCGGUAAACAAGAGAAAACAUAGUCUGACUAAUAUAUGAAUAAGAAGCCAUUUAUGCAAAAUAGAUUCGUUUGAUCAUUCUUUCCCUCUGUGAUAGAUUAACGAUCUUCGACAAUAAGAGAGAAAGUCAAUGUAUAGCUUAACCUACACUAAUAAUUUGUUUUUUCAGGCUAUUUGAGUAUUUUCUAAUUAAAAAAAUCCUGUAAAAGAAAAG
Arabidopsis thaliana (thale cress) is the source of this 1821-nucleotide messenger RNA. RefSeq names its product Thioesterase/thiol ester dehydrase-isomerase superfamily protein. NCBI's taxonomy places the organism in Eukaryota, Viridiplantae, Streptophyta, Magnoliopsida, Brassicales, Brassicaceae. The transcript is spliced from 5 exons. Bases 218 to 1585 code for a protein of 455 amino acids. The record is from RefSeq and is marked reviewed.